CCAUUCGUUCAUUUGCUGUCACCCGCUGAAGCCCAGCAAUAAAACUCAUUCUUUCCGUGCGUGGUUUUACAUGCACAUGUUUUUUAAAUUGGAGCCGAAGAUAUUCCGUUUUUAUAUUCGAGUAAAUAGAAUAAAAUUUAAUUUUUAACACAUUAAUCAGAGUCAUACAAAUCGGCAUAGCUACAAUGUUUGUUUUAUACGAAACACCGGCGGGAUACGCUAUUUUUAAGGUACUUGACGAGAGUAAGGUGUCACAAGUGGACAAUUUGUAUCUAGAGUUCGAGACACCCGAGAAGGCAAAUCAAAUCGUCAAACUUAAACACUUCCAAAAGUUCGAAGAUACAACCGAAGCGCUUGCAGCUGCAACAGCAGCGGUCGAAGGAAAACUGUGCAAAACGCUGAAGAAAACGCUAAAGAAAUUGGUCAGCGAAGAUAUCCAAAAUGAAUUGCUCGUGGCCGACGCGAAAUUAGGCAGUGCCAUCAAGGACAAAUUGGAAUUGAAGUGUGUGGCAAAUAGUGGUGUCCAAGAGUUGAUGCGAUGCAUCCGAUCGCAAAGCGAAAGUCUGCUAGCUGGACUACCCAAAAAGGAAAUGACCGCCAUGGCAUUAGGUCUUGCACAUUCACUGUCACGAUACAAACUGAAAUUUUCGCCGGAUAAGAUCGACACAAUGAUAGUGCAAGCGCAGUGCUUACUUGAUGAUCUGGACAAAGAAUUGAACAACUACCUCAUGAGAGCAAGAGAAUGGUACGGAUGGCAUUUCCCCGAACUCGGCAAGAUCAUCACCGACAACAUAGCCUUCAUCAAAACCAUCAAAUUGGUCGGUACACGUGAGAAUAUGGUCAACACCGACUUGUCUGACAUUCUGCCCGAAGAUGUUGAAGAGAAAGUGAAAGAAGCGGCCGAAAUUUCAAUGGGAACCGAAAUCUCCGACGAUGACAUCUUCAACAUACAAAAUUUGUGCGACGAAAUUCUGGCCAUCAACGACUAUCGUGUACAUCUGUCGGACUAUUUGAAGAGUCGUAUGCUGGCUAUGGCACCGAAUUUGACAGUUCUGGUUGGUGAAACCAUUGGAGCACGAUUGAUCGCACAUUCGGGAUCGUUGACAAAUUUAGCCAAGCAUCCAGCUUCGACUGUCCAAAUUUUAGGCGCUGAGAAGGCAUUGUUCCGAGCAUUAAAAACAAAGAAGGACACUCCCAAGUAUGGUCUAAUAUACCAUGCACAGUUGGUCGGACAAGCCAGUCAGAAAAACAAAGGCAAAAUGUCGAGAUCAUUGGCGGCGAAAGCUUCCUUAGCAAUCAGAGUCGAUGCAUUCGGUGAUGAUGGUUCGUUUGAUAUGGGUACCGAACACAAAGUAAAAUUGGAAGCGAGACUGCGAUUGCUCGAAGAAGGAAAUCUGCGACGAAUUUCGGGCACGGCAAAAGCCAAAUCGAAAUUCGAGAAGUAUCACGUCAAAACCGAAGUCAAACCGUAUCCCACAGAAGCGGACAGCACAUUGCCGUCGACGAGCAAGAAGCGCAAACAUUCGGAAAUCGAGACGCCGAAAAAAUUAAUUGAAGAAUUGCCCGACGCAGACACAGAACCGAAAAGCGAAAAGAAGAAGAAGAAAAUAAAGAAAGAGAAGGAUCCCGAGGACGAUGCAGAGACGCCAAUGAAAAAGAUAAAAACUGAGGAAGCAGAGGAAGUCACAUCUGAGAAAAAGAAGAAGAAAAAGAAGGAUUGGGACGCCGAAGAGGCUGGUCCUUCGGAAGCCGUAGCUACACCUUCGUCAGAGAAGAAGAAAAAGAGACAGCAUCAACCCGCAGAAGAAGAAGAAGAAGCUGCACCCGCUGAUGUCAGUAUGCCCACAUCGGAGAAAAAGAAAAAGAAGAAAAAGAAAACGGCCGAUGAGGACAACUAAAAUUAUGUUAAAAUUUUGCUCGAAAAUAAAAAGAAAAGUUUUAUUUUACCUAAGUCA
Bradysia coprophila is the source of this 1955-nucleotide messenger RNA. It is a transcript of the gene nop5, whose product is annotated as nop5 ribonucleoprotein. Gene Ontology annotation, molecular function: snoRNA binding. The record is from RefSeq and is a predicted model, not a curated record. Gene Ontology annotation, cellular component: small-subunit processome; box C/D methylation guide snoRNP complex. NCBI's taxonomy places the organism in Eukaryota, Metazoa, Arthropoda, Insecta, Diptera, Sciaridae.